Messenger RNA from Nanorana parkeri, 1194 nucleotides. It is a transcript of the gene FBXO16, whose product is annotated as F-box protein 16. Gene Ontology annotation, molecular function: protein binding. The transcript has 12 exons. The record is from RefSeq and is a predicted model, not a curated record. NCBI's taxonomy places the organism in Eukaryota, Metazoa, Chordata, Amphibia, Anura, Dicroglossidae.
AGCCAGAAUUCGGGGGGGAAAUGGCGUUCGCUCCGCCCAAAAGCGCAGAGGGGGCGAAACUCCAAACCAAAAUGAGCACCUGGACGCCGCUGAACAAUCCACUCAUGAAUGACAAGGUGUUUGAAGAAAGAAGAGAUUUGCUCGGGAAAUGGUUUGAUAAGUGGUCGGGUGCCCAGAGACGGAGGAUCCUCUGUGAUCUGUUCGAGCGAGGCUCCAUGUCACAGCUCAGAUUCUGCAACAACCUCCUGCAGGAGAAAGUGCCGCGAGAAUCUCUGGACUUCACCACGGUGCUGCCCCGGGCUCUGUCCCUCUACGUCUUCUCCUUCCUGGACCCUCGCAGCCUCUGCCGCUGCGCUCAGGUGAGCUGGCACUGGAAGUCCCUGACAGAACUGGACCAGCUGUGGAUGCCAAAGUGCCUGCGGUUCGGGUGGUACAUCAACUUCUCCCCGACGCCUUUCGAACAAGGAAUCUGGAAGAGACAAUACCUAGAGAUGGUGGACCAACUGCACGUCACAAGACCCAAGACUCCACCAAAGGACGAGUUUGUCGUUAUCGACGUGAAGCCAAUCAAUAAAGAAGCUUUGGAUACAAAGUUGUCAUCUUCUCUCACCCAUCGAUCCGUGUUGGGCAAGUCACAUGACCUGGGGAGGAAGGAGUUCCAGCCAUGGCGUUCCUCAGAUAAACAUCCCACGGACACCGUACGAUACAACUACCUGGACAAUGGUGGGCGUAUUGAAUAUGCGCGUUUAGCAGAGAAAUAAAAUCUGACCUCCCAGAACCUGGAGAGGAAGAAGUUGCCGUCGUCUGCUUCCUAUAAGCUGCGCAAAGCCAAGUCCCUGCCGUGUAAAUCACCAUUUAGACACGCAGACAAUAAGCAGAUGUCACUUACAGCUGAAUUUGGAAAAAUUGGCAAGGCCUCGACCAGACCGAACUGGGCCGCCCACCUAAACGGAGAAUACCCGGUGAACAAGACGACGGCAAAGACGUUGGCGCAAAGCACUGAGUGGAAUGCUGGGAUAAGACCUGCGCCGGUCCGGGCCGGAGUGCCCAAGCUGUCCGAGAAGGGGAGCAGGGCCUGCGUCCGCACAUCCAGGAGCUCUCCAACAAUAGCUUUGUUUGAGAGUCAACCAUGGCAGAUCCCGGCCACAGCCCGCGAUUCGGACGAGGACUAGGAUCCGAGAAAGCCCAUAGGAG